Molecule: messenger RNA, 330 nt
Organism: Mesocestoides corti
Lineage: Eukaryota; Metazoa; Platyhelminthes; Cestoda; Cyclophyllidea; Mesocestoididae
Source: the annotation of a GenBank genome assembly
AUGGCUACUGCUGGGCAACAAUCGCAGCCCCCUUCAUGGAAAGAGGAAGCACUGAGACGCAAAAUCCAGAAUGAGCGGUCGAAAGACGUUGAACGUCGAUGGGAGCAUUUAAUUAACACCGGUGGCGCUGAUGCUCCCGCCGAAUGGAUGCGGGAAACGGCCUUAAAGAAGAAGGCUGCCAGAGACAAUUUAACUGCCAAUGGCAUUCCCCCCUGGAUGCAAGAAAUGACUCGUCGGAACAGCAACCUAACCAAGAAAAUGCAGGAGGCCCAAAAAGUCGAUGGAAUCGACCCUUCCGAAAAGGCACCGGUAGCAACCAAACCGGAGUAA